AUGGCGCGGGCGCUGGCCGGGGCCCUGGCGCUGGGGCUGUGGGGCUGGACGCUGGCGCCCGCAGGGGCCGUGGACGCCCUGGGCCCGCACCAGGCCGUCCGCCUGGCCGAGCUGCUGACCCCGGAGGAGUGUGGCCAUUUCCAGUCGCUGCUGAACUCGCCGGACCCGGACGUGGAGGCCGAGCUGGCCCGGCUUUCCGAGGACCGCCUGGCCCGCGCCCCGACGCCGGAGCCCGGGUCGCGCUCGCGGGGACGCGUGUCCGCGCGGCCCGGGCGGCGGGGGCGGCGGGCGGCGGCCACCGAGGCGGCGGGCGGGUGCCGGGAGGCGCUGGCCGUCUGGCUGGCGGCCGCCGCCCCGUCGCUGCCGUGGGACCGCGUGGCCCGCGCCCUGCGGCGCAGCGGCCGCCCCGACGUGGCCCGAGAGCUGGGCAAGAGCCUCCACCAGCAGGCGACGCUGCAGCUGCGCCUGGACGGGCGGCACUUCCUGCCCGGCCCCGCCGCCCGCGCCGCGCCCCCGGCCCCCCGGGCCCGCCGCGCCCGCGCCCCGGAGCCGCGCUGGGACGCGCUGGAGCUGAUCGUGGAGCGGCGGCCGCAGGCGCCCUACGCGCGCAGCCCCGCGGGCUGGCUCCGGCCGCUGGCGCUCGGGCUCCUGGCCGGCUUCGCGGGCGCGCUGGGCUCCGGGGCGCUGCUCCUCCUGCUCGCGCUCUGGGCGACCCGCGGCCCCGGCCUGGACGCCGCCGCCCUGCCCGGGGCUCGGGGGCCGCGCGCCGCCCCGCGCCCCUCCCGGGAGCGCAGUUCCGCGAGUCAGCGGGGCUCGGGAGGAGACGCCCCGCGGCCCGCGCGCUGGCACUGCACCGCCUAA
Sorex araneus (European shrew) is the source of this 861-nucleotide messenger RNA. It is a transcript of the gene TMDD1, whose product is annotated as transmembrane and death domain 1. The record is from RefSeq and is a predicted model, not a curated record. The transcript has a single exon. Lineage: Eukaryota; Metazoa; Chordata; Mammalia; Eulipotyphla; Soricidae. Bases 1 to 861 code for a protein of 286 amino acids.